This is a messenger RNA of Caenorhabditis angaria, 1391 nucleotides long. Lineage: Eukaryota; Metazoa; Nematoda; Chromadorea; Rhabditida; Rhabditidae. The record is from the annotation of a GenBank genome assembly.
AUGAUGUCAUGUGUCGAAGGAUCUGAAAUUUCUGAACAUGAAAUUAAAUUCAAAUUAUUGAAUUGCUCUAAUGCUCCACACAGAGACGGUUAGUUUUUUGUUGAAAUAAUUUUUGAAUUAAAAAGUCAACUUCUAAUUUGAUUCUCAAUUUUUCACUUUUAAUAUCAAAUACAAAAAUUAUUUGAAAUUUCCAGAUUUCCUAAUAGCAGAAAUUCCAAAAGAAAUUUUUCGAUUUGAAAGUGUUUUCCAAAACACCAGUUUGUCAAGAAUGUACAAUUGCACAAAUGUUUCGGAUCGAUUUUACAAUGGACCAAACUACACACAGAGUUCAAAACUUUUUUCGGGACGAAAAUCGUGUUUGGGUAAAGGAUGCUCUUCAACAUCAGAAUUUCAUUUGUGAGUUCACCUUUUUGGAUUUAAAAAAUGAACUAAUUUUUUUUCAGAAAUAUUCAAAAAAUGCCCACAACUUUCAUUUGCAAAGCGGAUGGUUCAAUGGUAGUUGAACUGAUUCGAAAUGUAUGCAAAAAUGGAGAAUGCAAAUAUGUGUUCAAUUUGAAAGAUCCAUCUCAAUUAAUGGAUUUAGUCAAAGAACCAGGAGUUCAUUCUGUUGAUAUUGUUGUUGAAAAAAAUGGAGAAAAUUGUUUUGAUACAAUGGUUAUGAAUUUACUAUCAAAAUUUGCUAAAAAUAUUCGAAAUGUCAAUGCGAUUUUUGAUGAAAUAGUUCCAGCAUCCUUUCCACUUUUCUUGAGAAGAUUGAAACGUUUAAAUAUAUUACGAGUUCAACAUCGACAAAACGAAAUUAUUGAUUUGAACAAAUGGACAAGUGGUUUGAAAAGGAUUCAAAUUCUUGAGUUAGUUUUUUUUAAAACAUCAAUUGACAAUUGUUUUAAAUAGAUUUUCGUUUUAGACUUCAUUAUCCAGAUGAACUUGGUAUUGGUUACAAAAUCGAUGCAAACGCAUUUCGAAGCCUUGCUGUAGGCCGUUCUCAAAACGGUGAAUUCAGUCAAUUUCUGCAAUUAUCAGCAUAUCGAACACAAUUUGAUUUAUCCGCUGCUCAAUUCAAUCAAUACAUAAGAUUUGCUGUUUCAAAUGCAGAUAUUAUUGGUUAUACAAGUGAAGAAGAUUUUUCAAAAGUAAGUUAAACUUUUUUCAAAAAAAAAACCAAAAAAAAAAUAUUUCAGACAGUUGAAAAAGGUUAUUCUGCUUAUAAUUCACGCACAAUAUUUCGAUUCCGAGCAACUCCAAACUUAUUUCGAAAAAUUGCGGACGAUUUCCGUAAACUUGUGAAAUGCAAUGAAGAAAAUCUGAUAUAUGAACACCAAUGUGAACAAGCACCUGAUUCUCUGUGGAUGGGACACAAUGGGCACAUUCUUUUUAUGGAUCGUCUAUGA